Setaria italica (foxtail millet) is the source of this 2660-nucleotide messenger RNA. Its product is annotated as disease resistance RPP13-like protein 4. The record is from RefSeq and is a predicted model, not a curated record. The transcript has 2 exons. Lineage: Eukaryota; Viridiplantae; Streptophyta; Magnoliopsida; Poales; Poaceae. The coding region runs from base 445 to 2328 and encodes 627 amino acids. Gene Ontology annotation, biological process: defense response to other organism.
UUCCCGCACGACGCACGAGACACGACCGCGACGUCAACCCCUCAUCCUCCAAGUAGUACCCGUCCAAUUCCAACCUUGUCACGGUUCUUCUGCUCGCUGGAGCGAGAGCGACGGGUAGAAGUUCCGGAUCGGAGAGCUCAAGCAUAUUGUCGCCGUGCAGCCCCGUCGCUGGGCGGCUAUUGCAUCCAGCAAGCAGAUCCGUCGUCUCGGCGUCCCUGAAGGCGCUUCCCCCUUCCCCUGAGCCUUAUUGAGCCUGGCUGUGCCCGUAUCUCCAUCGACACCGAGCCUCCAGGGGCCAAGGGGGGAGUGGUGGCUUCGCGCAUGUGAUGGCUCUGUAGGCCCUGGCGGCUGGCGUAGAGGAGGCUGUGACCAGUAAACCGCUGGUCCACCGCAACCCUCUGUGAGUCCUCUGUGGCUUCCUUGCAGGCGAUUGCUGAAACCAGCAUGUCGCAGGAGCGGACAUUGGAGGAAGUCAUUUCUCCAUUUUUAGUGCAACUGGAAAAGGCAAGAGUUGUUCCUUUGGAUUUAGAUGACGAUAGUUCACAUUCAGACAUUACACUUCUGUUUGAAAAUAUCAAGAAAGAAGCAUGUGAAGUGAAGAAUAUACUGCAGAGAGUGUCUAAAUGGGAAAAUGAGAUUAUAGAUGACUUUGGGGGAAUAGCUCGACAUUUGGAUGAAAUCAUAGAAGAAGACAGCCAGCUUGAUUCAAUACGUUCCAAGCUUCAAAUUGUCAACACUGAAAUGUCCAAGUUAAAAGAUCGAAUGCAACUUCCUCUCCAUGUUCCUGUGAUUAAGCCAGCAGCUCCCACAACCUUGCCUUCAUCAGUACCGUCUAAAUGGGUUCAUGCAAAAGUUUCGGAGCAGUGGAAAAGACUAGAGAUUGAGAGGAAAAUUCUUGAGAGCUCAACCAUGUCUAAUUUGCAGCUUAGCUAUGAUAAUCUUGAUUUGCAGCUGAAGCUGUGCUUGUUAUGUUUCUCUAUCUUCCCAGAUAAUUCCAUCAUCAGCAAGAGGGCCAUGAUCCAUUGGUGGAUUGGCGAGGGGUUAGUAGAAGCCACAAGAAGUCAGACAGCCGAAGAUGUCGGGAAGGAGUGCUUUGAGAAGCUGAUUGCUCGAGAGAUGAUUGAACCGGUGUAUCAGAAACGCAGCUGUGGUGUCAACCAAUGCAAGUUGCACCCUUGGAUUCGACGUAUGUUGAUUACUGUUGCAAAACAAGCACGUUUUUUUGAAUUUGAUUCGGAUGGCAAUGCAACAUGGGAUUGUUCAGCUACUCACCGUGCCUGUCUAGUUGAAGAGCACCAACUGGAAAUAGAUCUGGCAUCACUCAGAAACCCAUCACUCAGAAACCUUCUGACAAUAUUUAAUGUGAAUGAGCGAUACCUCCAAUUUGAGAAGAGUUGGUUCUUGGAUUUGAGGAAGAUUGCGGUUCUCCAACUAGGAAGAUGGCACAACUCAUAUCGACACCAUAUUGAAGUCGACAGUACCGAAUUUUUGGAAAGACUCCAAUCAUCCAAUCAAUUGAAAUAUCUUUGUCUGAGAGGCAUCUCUAGAAUCACUGAACUUCCUGCCUCCAUUGGUGGACUCUCAAAUCUCAGGAUCUUGGAUCUUCAUUCUUGUCAUAACCUUGAGAGGCUGACUGCAAGCAUCACGUCUCUUCAAAUGCUCACCCACCUUGAUGUGUCAGAGUGUUACUUGCUGGAAGGCAUGCCGAGGGGUAUUAGCUUGCUUACUGAACUUCAAGUGCUCAAAGGGUUUGUCAUUGGUGGUUCCACUGGUAAUUACAAUUGUCGGGUAGCAGAGUUGACCAGGCUGGACAAAUUGAAGAAGCUGAGUGUAUAUAUUGGAAGCAAAGUUACAGUGAUAGAAGACGAAUUGAUUGAGCUUGAGAACAUCAAAGGCCUUCGUGUGCUGAAAAUUACAUGGGCUGUAUCACUUUCAAAGAAGGAGCGAGUUCAUCAAACUUAUGAUUCAACAUCAUUGCUAACUUCACUUUCCCUACCUCUAAAUCUUGAAAAGCUAGACCUGCGCUGCUUCCCUGGAGAGAAGAUACCAGAUUGGUUAAGUCCAAGUAAGCUGUUGCGACUGAAGAGACUCUACUUCACUGGAGGAAUGCUAAAUACCUUUGGCGAAAAAAACAUGUCGGAGGUGUGGAACAUUGAGGUAUUGCGCCUGAAAUUCUUGAAUGAUUUAUCAGUGCAAUGGAUCCAGGUGCUUGACAUAUUUCCAAAACUGACCUUUCUGGAGGUCUUCAGAUGUAUGAAGCUGAAAUCUUUCCCUUGUGACAAGGAUGGGGUGUGGAUGAACUAUGACAUGCAGGAAGUCAACAAGUAGGAGCCUAGGAGGGAGGGUUGAAUUAGUUGAGCUUUUAUUAUUUACUCUUACAGUGUCACUAUAUUUGCCUCUCACUAUCAGUAACAGUGUUCCAUGAAGAAAGAAAGCGGACCAAGCAAUAAUCCCAGCAAUAUCACAGAGUACAUAAGCACAUUGGCCAAGUAUUAUUGACAGAUUUGAGCAGUUCUUAGUUCUUACUGUGCAGAUACACCCCCCCUUUUCUCAAAUGUUUACGCUGCAAGAAUAGCAAAGAAUACUGUUUCAUUCUGAAUGAACACUUGAAGUCACUAGUACCAGAUACCACUGGAUCUAUUAUACAGAUGCUUUGCCUA